Molecule: messenger RNA, 3548 nt
Organism: Trichobilharzia szidati
Lineage: Eukaryota; Metazoa; Platyhelminthes; Trematoda; Strigeidida; Schistosomatidae
Source: the annotation of a GenBank genome assembly
AUUGGAUAUUGGAUAGUGAAUAGUCAUUUGGUUGUUGAUUCAAAAUAGUUUCAGUCGUUUGCUAGUUUCCUUCUUUGGGCGUUAAAAAUGCAGGGCGUAGCUGCUUCCGUGACUGACACUCUUGGGAAUAUUAAACCAUGGCUUCAAAAAGUAACGGCUCAAUCUAAGCCUACUGAUGCUAGAUACUUCACUACUACGAAAAAAGGUGAAAUUUUUGAGCUAAAGGCUGAGCUAAACAGCGAGAGAAGAGAAAAAAAGAAAGAGGCAGUAAAAAAAGUUAUCGCCAGUAUGACUGUUGGGAAAGACGUCAGUGCUUUGUUUCCGGAUGUAAUUAAUUGCAUGCAGACCGACAAUUUAGAACUGAAAAAACUCGUGUAUCUUUAUCUAAUGAACUACGCUAAGACCCAGCCAGACACUGCAAUUAUGGCAGUGAAUACCUUUGUGAAGGAUUGCGAUGAUCCAAAUCCUCUUAUCAGGGCACUUGCUGUGCGAACAAUGGGCUGUAUACGUGUUGAAAAAAUAACCGCUUAUCUAUGCGACCCGCUUCGAAAAUGUCUUAAGGACGAGGAUCCUUACGUUCGCAAAACCGCUGCAGUAUGUGUAGCUAAGCUGCACGACAUAGAUGCUCAAUUAGUGGAAGAUAGCGGAUUUCUAGAACUCCUCAGAGAUCUGCUGUGUGACAGUAACCCUAUGGUUGUUGCAAAUGCGGUCGCAUCUAUAACAGAAAUUUUGGAGAUGACAAAUUCUGAUGCUGCCAGAUCUUUAUUGUCGUUUGAUGGGCCAGUAAUUAACAAGCUCCUGACGGCUCUCAAUGAAUGCACUGAAUGGGGACAAGUGUUUAUUCUUGAUGCGAUUGCAGACUACACACCUGGUGAUGAUCGUGAAGCACAAAGUAUAAUCGAACGUGUAUCACCAAGACUAGCACAUGCAAACGCUGCCGUUGUUUUAUCAACUGUUAAAGUUAUUAUGAAAAUGUUGGAAAUGGUCGAUCCUGCUGCUGAAAUUGUAUCAACAGUAGUGAAAAAGUUGGCUCCUCCCCUAGUCACCUUGCUUUCUGCUGAACCAGAAAUUCAGUAUGUCGCUUUGCGUAAUAUUAAUCUGAUUGUUCAAAAGCGCAGGGAUAUUCUCAAGCAAGAAAUAAAGGUGUUUUUUGUGAAAUACAAUGACCCGAUCUAUGUGAAACUUGAGAAACUGGAUAUAAUGAUACGUCUUAUUAACCAGUCUAACAUUGGUCAAGUUCUUGCUGAGUUGAAAGAAUAUGCCAAAGAAGUCGACGUUGAUUUUGUCCGGAAGGCUGUUCGUGCAAUCGGGAGAUGCGCAAUUAAAAUUGAAUCUGCUGCAGAGCGUUGUGUGGGCACAUUAAUCGAUCUCAUCCAGACAAAAGUUAACUAUGUCGUUCAAGAAGCAGUUGUGGUUAUCAAGGAUAUAUUUAGAAAGUAUCCAAACAAAUAUGAAAGCAUUAUAUCGAUACUAUGUGAGAAUCUUGAUACAUUGGAUGAACCUGAAGCUCGUGGUUCAAUGAUUUGGAUCAUUGGUGAGUAUGCCGAGAGAAUCGAUAAUGCUGAUGAGUUACUGGAGUCUUUUCUGGAUGGUUUUCAGGAUGAAAAUACCCAAGUACAACUGCAGUUGCUAACAGCAAUAGUUAAAUUAUUCCUCAAAAGGCCAUCUGAUACACAGGAACUUGUCCAAACUGUCCUUGGUCUAGCCACACAAGAAUCUGACAAUCCAGAUCUCCGGGACAGAGGAUACAUUUACUGGCGUUUGUUGUCCACAGAUCCAGCAGCUGCAAAAGAAGUUGUUUUGGCCGAGAAACCACUGAUUUCGGAAGAGACCGAUAUGCUUGAACCUACACUACUGGAUGAACUUAUUUGUCACCUAGCGAGCUUAGCCAGCGUUUAUCACCGUCCACCAAGUUCUUUUGUUGAAGGCAGACAUGUAGCUAGACGUCAACUUCCAGCAAGAGUAAAUGGAGCUUCUGCUUCAUCAACAAAUUAUGGUGAUUUACAACAACCAGAUGUCUCUGCGCCUACAGUUAUUCCAACCCAGGAGACACUGAUUGGUGACCUGUUGGAUAUCGAUCUCGGUGGUGGGCCACCUACCUAUGAUUCAACAGCCAUUCAUCAAUUUGCUCGUCCACCAGUACCACCUACUGGAUAUGAUUCAACAACCCCUGAUCUUCUAGGUGAUGGCUUAGAUGACCUCCUCCCUGGCGUAACUGGGACAUAUGCGAACGAAGAACAGAAAAGUCAAACAGUAGGAGCGUCUUCGUCUGCCGCUGAUGUGUUAGCUGAUAUCUUCGGAGGAAUUAAAAUGUCUGAUCUCUCCAGUGCUAGUAGCUCUUCUUUCGUGCCUCCUGCAACUGUAUGGUUAGAAGCUGCUCGUGGUAAAGGUUUGGAAAUUCGUGGUACAUUCUCUCGUAAAACAGCUACGGGGCAGGCUACUAUGGAGUUAACUUUGGUUAAUAAUGCACUUACCCCUAUGUCUGGAUUCGCAAUACAGUUUAACAAAAAUAGCUUCGGUUUAGUUCCAACUGAAGCAUUAAAUGUUCCCACUCCUUUAAUGCCCCAUCAGUCUGUUAACAAGUCUCUUCCUUUAGCAACCACAGGUCCUGUAAUGAAGAUGGAUCCACUUAUGAAUCUUCAGAUUGCUGUCAAAAAUAAUAUUGACGUAUUUUACUUCGCCACUUUGGUUCCAAUGCAUAUUCUGUUUGUUGAAGAUGGAGAAAUGGAUAAACGAGUUUUCUUAGCUACCUGGAAAGAUAUACCUAGUCAAAAUGAACAACAGUUUACUUUAAGUCCAAUUAAUCUUACUGCUGAUGCAUGUAGCAAUAAAUUACGUCAGAAUAAUGUAUUCACCAUAGCUAAACGUAAUGUGGAUGGUCAAGAUAUGCUCUAUCAGUCUAUGAAGCUUACAAAUGGUAUUUGGGUGUUAGCCGAACUCAAAAUCCAACCUGACAAUCCGUCUUUCAUUUUAUCUUUGAAAUCUCGUACAGUCGAUGUUUACCCUGGUGUUCAAUUAGCUUUCGAUGGGAUCUUGAAAAAUUGAACAUCGUCAUCAACCCCACAUUAUACACCUACUGGAUGAACUAGCUUGUUUAUCUCCCUAUGAAACAUAAUUUCACAUUUGUUUGACAAUUAUACUUCUCUUUUAGAGCACAUAAAUUGAUUAAAGUUUAUCAAGUUGGAAAGAUUUUGUGCACAAAUUUACUUAAUAAUAUUUAAAGACAACUAACUGUACUAGUUGUUGUGGUUGGUGUUUGUCGUCAGUUACUUCGGGCUAUCCAUUCCAUUAAAUAAAUAUCCAUCCCAUUGGAUAGAUAAUUAAAUUUGUCUCACUCAAUUUUAAUAUUUAUUUCUUUAUUUUCACUUGAAUUGUGAUUUGCUUUUCCUUCUCUUCUUUUUUUAAUUAUUAUUAUCAUCAUCAUCAUAUUAUCACAAUUGUUGUAUUUUACUUAAUAAUUUGCUUUAUCUUUUAAAUAAAAGGAAUAUGUACUGAAUUGCAGUGUGAACUAGUUAUUGAUGAUUACUAAUAUAAUACACGUUUUAAAA